AUGGCAAUGACUAGAGAGUCUGCUUUCCUGCCGACCAUCAAGUGUUCGCAAUGUGGUGCACAGGUUGAGAUCUCCAUGAUGGGAGAGCACAUCUGUGCUACUGGAGGCGAUGAACAAUCAUCCAAAUCACCACGUAAACUGGUGCCAGUUGACAUUGACGCUGCCAACAAGCCCUACGCGCAGCAGGCUCCUAGGACGCCUAUGAACCUAGGCAGCCAUAACUCUCCUGGGGGCCUCUUUGCUGAGCCUGCCCAGGGGCGUUCCAGCGAACUAUACUCAUCUUCAGACAAUGGUAGCGAAGGCUACGUCCCCUCGCCACUGAGCGCGCGGCGAUCCAAUGGCCACGGGGGUCUGAACGAGAGCGAUACCUACACGAUGGAGCCGCUGCCCAGCCCGGGCGCCGGUGUCCUCCAACGCAUGGACAACAUCACCCCCGGGCCGUUUGACCACCGUAGGCCCUCUGCCGCGGGGUCCGUAUCCUCCGGCAGGCCUUUUGCAUCUGGCUCUGUAUCCCCAAGCUUCGCAAACUCGCUUGCCCCGACGUCCCCAUAUCCAGAGGAGAGGCCCGGAACCGGAUAUUCGAUGCGCUCAACGGGAAGUGGUGAAAACAUGGCUCCCCCGAGGCUGCCGAGGAAGGAUGGGUAUGAGGGAUUCGGCCCUCCGUUGAGGUCAGAGACUGAGCUCCAGCCCCCCGCACGCUUGGUUCCACUCGACCGCUCCGAGACGUUCCCCAGGGCUUCGCUCUCCACAGAGCCUCCUGCACGAACACCAUCGGCGCCGGGCACGCGCAGCUCGGACUCGAGGCAGAGCCCCAGGUCUAUGCACGGACGCCAGCCGUCCAUGGGCCCAGAUACGUCGAGGAAGCCACCGCCAAGGAAGAGCCUGAUACGCCCCGCCCGUGGGAAUCCAGGUUCUGUCGACCUGGCUAGGGAGUUUGGUGUUGGGAACCCCUACCACACUCCCUCGGACUCGGCGUCGUCGGCUACCUCCGCCUUUAGCGGUCCGAGCUUCGCGAGCUCCCAGACGAGCCCCUCCCGCACCCACAGCCGCCAGGAUGUUCCCGACUUCCUCAGACAGCCCCGCCCCAAGGACAACACGCCCAAACCUUUAGACAUUACGCCCAAGCCUCUAGACAUUCCGAGGCAGAGCACCCUACGCGCGGGACCCAUGACUUCGCCGCGCACCCCGUCGCCGCUGGCCGAUUCACCCGGCGAGCUCGCCGUCGUCGACGAAAACACCUUCUCCCGCUCUUUUGGCUCCUCGCGCUCGCCGACGGCAGCCGGAGAACCUCUUGCAACCUCUCCCCAGCAGCCCGCGUCCAACGACCGUUGGGGGUCACCUCCAGACUCUCUGCACAUGAAGCCCGCACCUGCCCCCCCUGUGCCCAAGAGCACGGGCGACUCGAAUUACCGUGGUGACUGCAAGGCCUGCGGCCAGCCCAUCAAGGGCAAGAGCGUGUCAUCAGCAGAUGGACGCCUCACCGGAAAGUACCACAAGGCGUGCUUUGUAUGCACUACCUGCGCCGAGCCCUUCACAUCUGCCGAGUUCUACGUGCUGGAUGAUCGCCCAUACUGCGAGCAGCACUACCACAAGCUCAACGGAAGUCUCUGUGGCGGUUGCGGACGCGGCAUCGAGGGCCAGUUCGUGGCUGACGAGAGUUCGACAAAGUACCACCUUAGCUGCUUCUCUUGCCUCGACUGCGGCCGAUCUCUGACUGAGGGCUACUUUGAGGUCGACGGCCGCGCCUACUGCGAGCAAGACGCCCUGUACAGGGUCAACAGUGCGCCGCCGCCUGCCCCGAUGUACAACAAUUCUCCGCCUCCUGGUCCCUACCCAUACGGCGGCGGCGGCGGCGGAUACGGUCGCCCCGGCCCUCCUCCUGGUCCCGGACCCUACGGACCGCCUCCCAGGCGACCCACCGGUGGUGGCGGCCCCAUGCCUCCCCGCCCCAUGGGUCUUCCCUCCGGCCCCGGCCCCAGCUCUGGUAGCCUUCGGCCCAGGGGACCUAACCCUAACGGGAUGCCCCGUCCUUAUCCCGGACCCCCUGGCGCGAGGCGUCCUGGCCCUGGCCCUGGUGGCCCUGGUAUGCCUCACCCGUCCAAGGGUGGCUUUGCUCCUCGUCCUCAGAUGAAUAAACGCAGCACCAGGCUGGGUAUGAUGUAA
Geosmithia morbida is the source of this 2163-nucleotide messenger RNA. RefSeq names its product LIM domain. The transcript is spliced from 3 exons. Lineage: Eukaryota; Fungi; Ascomycota; Sordariomycetes; Hypocreales; Bionectriaceae. Bases 1 to 2163 code for a protein of 720 amino acids. The record is from RefSeq and is a predicted model, not a curated record.